Messenger RNA from Stegastes partitus (bicolor damselfish), 765 nucleotides. RefSeq names its product Fas apoptotic inhibitory molecule 2b (gene faim2b). The transcript has 12 exons. Bases 1 to 765 code for a protein of 254 amino acids. NCBI's taxonomy places the organism in Eukaryota, Metazoa, Chordata, Actinopteri, Pomacentridae. Gene Ontology annotation, biological process: negative regulation of apoptotic signaling pathway. Gene Ontology annotation, cellular component: endoplasmic reticulum; Golgi apparatus; membrane. The record is from RefSeq and is a predicted model, not a curated record.
AUGAAAAAGGGAAAGGUGGGCGACAACAAUGAGCCUCCCAGUUAUCAGGAGGCAACAGCAGGCUAUGAGGAGAUGCAGGCCCAGUUCAGCUGGGACGACAAGACCAUCAGACGGACUUUCAUCAGGAAGGUCUACGCCAUUCUCAUGCUGCAGCUGUUUGUCACUGUGGGAGUUGUUUGUCUCUUCACAUUCUGCGCACCUGUGAGGUUUUACAUUCAGACUCAUCCCGGCUUGUACAUGGCAUCUUAUCUCAUGUUUUUUGCCACCUACAUUGCGCUGUCCUGCUGUGGAGACCUGAGGAGGCAGUUUCCUUGGAAUGUCAUUCUGCUUGUUCUCUUUACUUUGAGCAUGGCCUUCAUGAUGGGAUUUGUGUCAAGCUUUUACAACACCAAGUCAGUGGCGCUGUGUUUGGGAAUCACAGCUCUGGUGUGUCUUUCCGUCACUGUAUUCAGCUUCCAGAGCAAGGUUGAUGUCACGUCCUGCCAGGGCGUCCUGUUUUCACUGUGCAUCGCCAUGCUUCUCUGUGCCAUCACCCUCUCCAUUGUCGUCCCUUUCGGAUAUGUUCCCUGGUUACAUGCCAUCUACGCAGUGAUAGGAGCCAUCCUCUUUACUCUGUUUUUGGCAUUUGACACUCAGCUGCUCUUAGGGAACAAGCGCUACACUAUAAGUCCAGAGGAAUAUGUUUUUGCCACUCUCAGCCUCUACCUGGACAUCAUCUACCUGUUCAGCUUCCUCCUACAGAUCAUGGGAGGAGGCCACGACUGA